Molecule: messenger RNA, 1275 nt
Organism: Clarias gariepinus (North African catfish)
Lineage: Eukaryota; Metazoa; Chordata; Actinopteri; Siluriformes; Clariidae
Product: deoxynucleoside triphosphate triphosphohydrolase SAMHD1-like
Exons: 13
Coding region: 1-1275 (424 amino acids)
Biological process (GO): dGTP catabolic process
Cellular component (GO): nucleus
Molecular function (GO): dGTPase activity
Source: RefSeq, a predicted model, not a curated record
AUGGAUACAGGUGAUCUGGACGUGAUUGUCGGCGAUUACACGCAAGCACUCAUUGAAAAACUGAACAGUGUUCAUGGUCAUGGCCCAUUCUCACAUCUAUUUGAAGAAUUCCUGAAGGAGCUGUCAGAGAAAAUGGUUUCAGAAACAGGGGAAAGUGAAAUUACAAGGGCUUUAAAAAACUGGAAGCAUGAAGAACAAUCAGCCAAAAUGUUUAACCUGCUGAUUCAAAGUUGCAUCAAGAACAAGAUGAAGAGUGGAUUUUAUAAAGAUGAUGAUGGUAGAAGUCUAUCAUUUAAAAAGAACCACUUCAUGUUCAUCCGUGAGCUGAUUAAAGGCCGAAAACCUUCGGGCAGUUCUAAAAAUAGAAAGCCCUUUUUGUUUGAAAUUGUGGCCAAUAAAGAUACAGGUAUUAAUGUUGACAAAAUGGAUUAUUUUAGUAGAGAUUGUCACCAUCUUGGGAUGAAAAGCAACUUCUCCCAUGAGCGCUAUAUGAUGUUUGCACGAGUUUGCAAAAACAGCGUGGGUGAAGAGCAUAUCUGCAUGAGAGAUAAGGAAGCGAUCAACAUGUACGAACUCUUUCAUAAUCGAUAUAUACUUCACUACACCGUCUGCCAUCACAGGGUAAAAGUGGCAAUCGAAACAAUGAUUAUAGAUGUGCUUUUGGAAGCUGAAGCCCACUUUAGGAUUGGUGACAAGAAAAUUUCUCAGGCAGUUAUGGACCCUAAAACAUACCUGAAUCUCACAGAUGACAUUCUUCAUGAAAUCAUGCGGUCAAAUGACGAAAACCUCAAAACAGCAAGAAAAAUCAUUAGAAGAAUUGACAAACGCAAACUUUACAAGUUUGCUGGUGGCAAAAUGUAUAAGAAUGAUAAGCUGGCACAUUUGGACAGUGCUGAAAAGUGGAAAGAAUGGCAGCAAUGGAUAAAUGAGAAAUCUAUAAAUGAAGACCAUUUCAUUGUCAAGUCUGUCAAGUUAAAUUAUGGAAGGGAUCAUGAAGAUCCAAUCCAGUUUCUGUGGUUCUACAGAAAAAGACACCUGGGCAAAGCAGUGAAAUUGUCUGAAAAUGAGGUUUCAUACACCCUGCCCCGAAUUUUAGCUGAAACAAAAGUGAUGCUUUUCUACAAAGGUAACGGAAAACUCCCCAAAAAAACACCCAUCCAAAAAUUCUGGAAUUGCGUGGAGAAUAAAGAGCUGAGUGAGGAAUCAAGUGAUGAAACAAGUGAGGAAUCAAGUGAGGAAUCAAGUGAUGAAACAAGUGAAGGAUUGAGCGAUUAA